This is a messenger RNA of Pogona vitticeps (central bearded dragon), 585 nucleotides long. Lineage: Eukaryota; Metazoa; Chordata; Lepidosauria; Squamata; Agamidae. The record is from RefSeq and is a predicted model, not a curated record.
AAGUGGAAUGAACGUUGGGAUACUGGAUAUUUUUGGAUUUGAGAACUUUACCAGGAACUCAUUUGAACAGCUUUGCAUAAACAUUGCAAACGAGCAAAUCCAGUUUUAUUUCAAUCAGCACAUUUUUGCACUUGAGCAGAUGGAGUACCAGAAUGAAGGCAUUGAUGCCCCUGUGGUUAACUAUGAAGACAACAGGCCACUCCUGGACACGUUCCUCCAGAAACCGAUGGGUCUCCUUUCUCUACUGGAUGAAGAAAGCCGAUUCCCCCAGGCAACAGACCUUACUUUAGUUGAUAAAUUUGAAGAUAAUUUACGAUGCAAGUAUUUCUGGAGACCCAAAGGAGUUGAGCUGUGUUUUGGCAUUCAGCACUAUGCUGGAAAGGUUCUCUAUGAUGCCAAUGGUUUCCUAGAGAAAAACAGAGACACACUUCCUGCUGAUAUCGUGGUAGUACUGAGGACAUCAGAGAACAGACUUCUGCAGCAACUUUUCUCAAGCCCUUUAACCAAAACAGUGUGACAGGGCAGGCAGAAAGAAGAUGUCUAUCUGUAUGGCCUGCAGAAGAUCAACAAAGGUUUCUGACCCCC